Molecule: messenger RNA, 10535 nt
Organism: Armigeres subalbatus
Lineage: Eukaryota; Metazoa; Arthropoda; Insecta; Diptera; Culicidae
Gene: bchs
Product: WD repeat and FYVE domain-containing protein 3
Exons: 32
Coding region: 169-10320 (3383 amino acids)
Molecular function (GO): metal ion binding; protein binding
Source: RefSeq, a predicted model, not a curated record
AAAUCAAUAAAUAAAAGACUAUCGAAGCAAAAUUUGCACAAAAAUCAUUCUUUUCAAAUUUUCGCCAAAAAUAAGCCUCAGAAUACUGAAGAAAAUGUGAUUAGUGUGAUUUUCAGUUGUCAAUGAAUCUGUAAAGAUUGCUGAAGGAUCUGAAAAAGUGAUACUGAAAUGAGUAUCAAGAAAAUGGAUUCGAUUCCCUCCGCCAGUGGCAAUGUCCGCGAGGACGAAAGAAAUGCUCGGCAGCUGGGUAUCAUGCAUUUGAAGAAACUGUUCGGAGAAUUUGCUCAGUGCAAGGAUUCCCUCGGAGAUAAGGAGAAGGAGUUCCGCAUAUACAAUAUGUUGCCCCUGUUCAUCAAAAUGUUCGAUACCAGUCACCCAAGGGAGAUGGUGGAGAAGUUUCCGGAUGUGCAACAGUUCUGUCUACAUGUGUCUAAAUUGAUGGUUACGGAGAUAAAAAGACGUGGAUCCAAUCAAAGUACAGAAGCUGCUUCUAAAAAAAUAGUUGAUUUCUUAGAAAUUGACGAAAAUGAAGAAAUCAGUAAUGGUUGGAUGCUAUUGACAACAAUCAACAUCAUGUCGGCUGGUGACAAAGCACUCAUACAGAUAAUGACGAAUGCUUCGAUUCCCUCUACUCUUGUCAAAUGCUUAUAUUUAUUCUUCGACUUGCCCGAGCUUAGUGAAACGGAUGAUAACAGCAAAAUUAGUAAAUUUACAAGCAAAGAAAGACGAAUAUUAUUACAGAAACUAUUUGUACAGGUGUUGGUACGCCUAUGCUCGCACCCUUAUCCGGCAGACGAAUUAGCCCGGAUGGAUGAUUUAUUCCUGCUUUUCUCGGCUAUCACGUCUCAAUGUCCGUCGUACAAUGUUAUAUGGAGAAAAUCGGCAUCCGAAGUUCUGACAACUUUAUCUCGCCAUGGAUUGACAAAUCAAGUAGUGGACUAUUUACAUACUAAAGGUUGCAUGUCGCUAUGUGUGGAUAACAUGCAACGAUCAUCGCAAUUGCAGCCUCUGGAGGUAGUUGAAAUGGUUGUUUCCGUAUUCUGCUUCCUGAAAGAUUCCAGUGAUGUGUCUCAAAUAUUGCUGGAUGAUUUCAAAUCAUGCCAAGGAUACUUGUUUCUGGUUGACUUUCUAAUCAAGUUGGACCAAGAGGAUCAGAAAUCUGUGGAUACAGAAGCAGCAAUACGAAAUCUAGUCCUCAUGACAGCUUCUCUCUGUAUCUGUGGGUACAACGAGCUGAAAGUCACGUUCAACAACAAUUCUCACUUUCAAAUGCAAGGUUUCAAAAUGCCACAGGUAUCAUCAAGAGGGACCUGUGUUCGAAAUCUUCACGCUUUCCAGGUUUUGCAGACGGUUUUUCUCAAAUCGGACAAUACAACUCUAUGUUGCAUAAUCUUGGAUGCCAUAUCCAGCGUGUAUCAUUCUGAUAAUGCAAAUUACUUCAUCUUGGAGUCUCAGAACACUCUCUGUCAAUUCUCGGAAAUAAUCCACCUGAAAAGCAUUCCAGUCAGGGAGAAGUUUUUCGGAUUACUGGAGUUCAUAGUGUUUCAGUUGAACUUUGUUCCGUGUAAGGAGUUAAUUUCUUUGUCUCUGUUGCUGAAAUCCAACCAUUCCGUUGAGUGCAGCAUAUUGUGCAUGAAGACACUUCUGAAUCUGCUACGACACAGUAAUCUCUUCUGCGAUGUAUACCGCGAAGUAGGAAUUUUGGAAGUUUUCGUUAACUGUCUAAAAAAAUACAAAGCAUUGCUGGAGAUGACGCAGCUUGAUGACAAUUCAAAUUCCGCUAAAGAUCAUAAUUUGGUGCUAGGAGAAAUGAUCUUAGAAGCAUUGAUAAUUCUGCUGAGCGGAAAUAAUAGCAAUGCUACGGUUUUUCGGGAUAGCGGCGGAUCUAAAUGUAUACACGACAUGAUACAGUUCGAUUGCUGUAGUAACACCGUUUUGAAAAUAAUCAAAGAGAUGAUUUUAAAUUCCGGAGGAGAUGACGAUAUGCUUCGAUUACUAGAGGCUAUGCAGGCAGCUCCGAUGAGUCAAGUUCGGUUAAAAAUCGUAAUUCUCCGGUCUCUUGUAACUUGCUUGCGGGAUAGUCAUCGAACGCGGACCAUAUUCCGAAAGGUUAACGGGUUCAACCACCUGAUAAAAACUAUUGAAUCGCUGAAGGACAUUUUCUCCGAUCAAGCCGACAAAUGUGAAUAUCACACGUUUUUACAAUUCUUCUAUGUGGUGUGUCAAGCGCUUGCUACGGCCAUGCGUUUCGAACCGGCAAAUGCCAAGUUCUUCCAGCAAGAGUUGUGCACUACAACGUUUUGCAACGCACUGCGCUCUUUGGGAUGCUUCAGCACGGCAACGAUACUCAGAAAAGAAAUCCGAGCCCACUUCAAGCCACCACAGGAGACCAAUCGGAUUUUCAGCGAUAUAUUUGCUCGCAAUCUUGGAGAACCGGGUGCUGCACUACCCGAGCCUCUGUCGUUAUCUUUUGCAUGCGUAGUUUACCGUAUUUUGUACAACAUUGCCUUGGAUAACUUCGAAGGCCCUAACUCGAUUAAUAUUUCAACCCUCGCAAGUCUUUCCAAAUCGUCUCGAGUUGACAAUAACGAUAAUGCCGGAAAUUUGACAAAAGGAGCAGUCUCCACACUAAACUUGUCUAUGCCAGCGACGGAACCAACUAUUGUGCAUCCCGGAACAGUGCUGUGUAUGUUAUUGCUUCUUCCUUCGUUGAACAAUAGUCGACAUGAAGAACUCAGUGUGGCACUGGAAUUUUUCUUGGCUGAAGUGUUGAAAAGUCUUGUGCGAAGCGAACGCAAUCAACAGAUAUUAUGCGAAGUGGGUAUGGCAGGCGCCUUGCUGAAAGUGUGUCGGAUAGCGCUACUGGAAGAGCAACACAUACUUCAUUUGCCUCUACAGUACAUUUUCGAACGUCUGGCUGUACAAGCGUUGCUUCCCAAGGAAUUUCGGGAAUUUCUUCGUUUGGGUUUUCCAAUGGAAAGUAUCAGUGACAGGAAUGCUUCCAGUAUAGCAUCAAUACCAUUGACUCGCAUUAAGACCUUGGUGUCGAUGACUACCCCAAGAGAUUUUCGGGCCCAUGGUUCUUAUACUCUACCACCGUUCGUAGAAAUGGACAUGAACUCUGAAGGAUUUGGAUGUAUUUUUCUGCCAAGCCUUUCGCCACAGGCUACAACGGCUACUGCUGGUUUGGAAGCUGAUGGCCAAGCUAUAGGAGGCAUCGGAACAGGCGAUAGGAACUUUCCCCCAUCCAGUGGACUGAGCUUCUCGACAUGGUUUUGCGUGGAAAAGUUCAGUGACUCUCGCGCGGAUCCACAUGGCAUCCGUCUGUUGACUAUUGUACGCACCGUAAAUAAGCCACGUGAGGAAAAUUACAUUUGUUUGAGUAUUUCGCUUUCUGCGAAGGACAAAGCCAUAAUAACAUCAACGCAAGAAAUUCUCAUGGAACAAAAUGUCGCGGAAUGGGAACCAGAUUGCCUGGAGGAGUAUAGUGCUAGAGUUUGGUGUCCAGAUUUGCUCAUCGAAGGGCAGUGGCAUCAUUUGGUUGUGGUGUUGAAUAAAAUGGUUGGAAAAAGUACCAGCUUCUCACUCUACAUAGAUGGCCAUCAUAUGCACACGCAAAAGAUUCAAUACAUAUCGCCAUGCCCUGGAAGCCAUUACUCUAGCAGCUCAAAUCCUGCUUCGUCAGUUUUUGCCUACAUCGGGACGCCACCGAUCUGGAGAAAGUAUUCCAGGCUUUGUUGGAAGCAAGGUGUUUGUCAUCUCAUUGAGGACGUGUUCAACAACUCUACAGUGAACAAAAUAUAUGCUCUAGGUCCUCAUUACCUUGGAUCGCUGCAGGCCCCACAUGCCGAGAAGAUUGUGGAUGAAUCUGUCAGUCCGAUAGUUCCAGAAGAGCGCGUUAUAUUCGGCAUGAAUGCGAGGGCGGUAUCUAAUUUAACUUUAUCGAAAAUAAGAAAGGUGUACAGCCGAGUCGACUGUAAGGCGAUUGCCAAGCAGUUGGGAAUGAACUCCCACGAUAACGCUACCCCGAUAAAGAUUUUGCACAAUUCUGCCGGGCAUCUGGCGGGACCGGCUCGUACCUUAGGCGGCGUUAUGAUCGGUUAUCUAGGCAUUCGUUGCUUUAGUCCGAAUCCAGUAUCGGCUAUCAUCUACACCGUAGGAGGCUGUAGUGUGCUGUUGGGCAUUAUUGCAAUGUCGCAGAGCGUUGAGAGUUUAUAUGCCGGGGUAAAAGCUUUGACUUGUGUGAUCAAAUCGAACAAAUCGACUCAAAAUGAAAUGGAUCGAAAACGUUAUUACCAAACCCUGGCUAUGAUAUUUAAAAGAAAGAAACAUCUGCUGAACUCACAUAUUCUACAUCUAACGUUUAACUUGGUUGGUACAGUCAAUAGUGGCCAAGAAACAUCGGCGAUACCGAAUGUUAUGUCUUUUCAAGAUUUACUGUGCGAUUUUGAGAUUUGGCUUGGUGCACCAAAUGACAUUUUGAAGUCGUUGUUAGAACACCUCCUGGAACUGAUAUCGGAAUCUAGCGAGAAGAGAACAAAUAUUCGUAUAAUGCGAGAUAUGCAGUGCAUAUCAAAACUGUUACACAUUGUCGAGGAUGUUUACGAUCAAAAUACACGUGAGGUUCUGUAUGGCCUAUUGGAAAUAUUACUUGGUCCUCAACCACGGAUAUCUGAUCUACUACUGUUUGGACAAAGUUUGAUCUAUCAAAUACCGCAGCCAGGGGCAGGUGAUGACAAAGACAAGACUGCUAAUCUCGCCGAUUACACGAACGAAGGAAACACAACAAUCCUUGAUCAAGAGCUGUAUAAAAAUAAUACAACUCUCAGAAAGAUACUCCUGCGUAAUAAAGGCCUCUGUCUUCUGCACAGUAUGCUUUUCACAUCGAAAAACACAGUUAAUGCCGUGUUAUCAGAGGAAAUUUCGAAGGUGCUUGGUUUGGACUGGUUGAUGAUGUUCAUGCAACCACACUUGAACAGCACCACAGUCAUAUGGGCUAUGCGAAUUUUGGUUGUUCUGUGUGCGAACGAUACCAUCAUUGGACGUUUCCGCGAGGGUACCAUGAAUAGUGGUUACAUGAAGAAUACCGAAGUUGUGUCACACAACAAAGACAUGUUGCUGCUGUCGACGGCUCAAAGCGCAACCGCAUCGACUAACUUGAAAAAGCCCCAGGAGCUGGUAGCCUCUGCCUUGGUGAAAACUAGCGAUGAGUCCAAGUCACAGUUCAUGAACUGUUCGGGGUUUACAUAUCUAGAGUGGCUUCUGCAGCACCACGUCAGCAUUCCUGAGAUAUAUUUUCUUCUAACGGCGUUAAUUAUGGGUCAGCCUGUGAAAUUACUAGGUACGGAGCAUAUCAAUGUAGAUCUCGACCGCAUCUGGACUUUUCUGUGGGGUGCUCCAGUUUCAGGAAUCCUUGGUGCAUCGUCUGCCUCAAAGAUGUCGCUAUGUCCGGAAGCCGUAUGCAUACUAUUGAAUAUCAUUAGAAAAAUAGUUCACACCACAAACAAUGCCGAAUGGCUUCAUAACCAUCCGAAUACGUUAGUACAGGUCCUUUUCUCAUUGUAUCACAAUCUGCCGGAUUUCAUGCCGGUCGUAAUGUCGGCAGAAGUGAUCACCUCGUUAAUAGGUGUCAUGUUUCCUUAUCGCAUCAAAUCAUUCGAUUCCGAAACGAACAGUAUUUCAUCCCCAUCUGGAGAGUUGGUGUCCUAUCAAGAUAUAGAGAAACGUUUCUCCGAAAAAGAAAGCCAUAAGUUGACGGAACAUCCGGUUCGUAAGUUUGUUAUUGAUUUCUUACGCGUCGUUGCUGUUGAUUCCCUAAGCUUGGCGUACAGCGGAAAGUGCACUCCGGUUGUUGACUGUAUUCUAGACGCGUAUCCGGAAAAUAGUUCAUUCGAUGCUAGAUGCGAGUUUUUGACGGAAAUCAUAACCACCCUGAUGGAUCACUUGCUGGCUGCUGAUAUUUUGGUAGGGGAACAGGCCGCUCUUCCGAUAGUUCCAUUACUGCAAUCCCAUGUGCAAAAUAUAGCCCCUAAUGUGUUUUACCUAACUGCUAGAGUUGUGGAUAAGUUAUGGCAAGGAAGUAUAAAUAAGGACCCACAUGAAAUAUUCGAAUUUGUCAUAAAAUUGAUAACUCAAGCAAGGAGACGAUCAAGUGCUAUCUCACUGGACAACCUUUACCAUUCACUCAAUCGCUGCAUUCUGUAUCUCUUGUCGCGCUCUACUGACACCGUUCCUGAUCAAAUGAUGGUAAUGGAAGCACUCCACAAACUUACUACAAAUAGACUGAUGAUCUUCGGUGCAGGAAACCAUGAACCAGAGUUUAUCGGAUGCCUCACGUUCUGUUUAAUGCAGUUAACGGCUAAAGAAAGAAUUCUGCUGGAUAUCAAAGAUUCUAAAGAUGCCGAUCGCACAACUACUUGGCACAUCAAUUCCGUCAAUGACUCAAAUGACGUUGGGGACGAUUCACUUAAUCAUCACCAAGGCACAAACUUAAUCGGAAAUGCUGCAUCUCGAGUCUGGGAAGAACUGUACGUCUGCAAGAAGCCAGCAAUCGAGGAGGUGUUCAAGAUUAGUUUGACGCCACCAAUAAAUAACACAAAAGCACCUGACAUGACAAUAACUAGGGAGCAAAUUUUGGAAUCUGCCACCAAACUCUGGUUUAGCUACAUAGAUGGGGAGAAACGAGCUCAGGAUCGAAUACCAUGGGAAUUACAUAAUAAUAUACAGUCGAAGAUUCAAAAGGUGACAGGAAAUCUAACGAGACUGGCAAGUCGCACAAAGGUGAAAAAAGAUGAACAAAACAAGGGCAAAACUGAAAUUGACACGGAAACGAUGUACCAAUUAAAUCUAGUCAAUUUAUGCUUAGUUAAGGAUUUUUGGGAGCUGCGAAGCUCUCAGCAUAUGCAUAUGGCUCAACAUACUCAACGGUAUGUUUAUCAGGAAUGGCUUCAAUCUGAAGCUGAACUAUUUCGAGAAAGAGGAUUGUGGGGCCCGAAGGGUACAAUUAACUUUACAAAGUGGAUAUUAGAUACUACGGAAGGGCCGCAUCGCAUGCGUAAAAAGAUGAUGAAAAAUGAUCUCUUCUAUGUCCACUACCCAUACCGGCCAGAAUUGGAGCUCUCUGAUCAAGCUAGUCGUCAAUUGAAGUAUAAAGUGGCAACAAGUCUGGACAGUAAAAAGUACUACAACAGUAUUCAACAAAUGCCCAAAGUUCUUUCUCUUCAAAUGGAGCAGGAAUCUGGGGUUAAAAAUCCAUUAGCCCAAUCUUCGAGUUUAGCUAAUUCUAGUCGAUCGAAUUUAGAGAGCAAGACUAACGACAAUGAUCAACAUUAUGAUAUGGAAGAUGAUGACGAGGAAUUAUCUGCGACCCCGGACAAUCAAACACUUCUCCGUUUGCUUGAGGAAAAAGAAAAGAUAUCUCACAUAUUUCGAUGUGCAAGGAUACAAGGGUUGGAUACAUUCGAAGGCUUACUUCUAUUUGGCAGAGAACACUGCUACGUUAUUGAUGGGUUUACUUUAAUGAAGAAUCGAGAGAUCCGUGAUAUUGAUUCGAUACCACUCGGAAGCUACGAACCCAUUCUACCAAAUCCGGGAAAUACCAGAAUUUCUCACGAAUUGAGACAGAAUUCUAAAUUCUCCUAUGAGGAAAUAAGAGAGGUACAUAAAAGAAGAUAUCUUUUGCAACCAAUUGCGCUGGAAGUGUUUUCUGGAGAUGGUAGGAAUUUUUUGCUGAGCUUCCCAAGGAAAGUAAGGAACAAGGUGUAUCAAAGGCUCAUGUCUGUAGCGACUUCAAUUGCCGAUAAUGCGCAACAAUCGGUGGCAGGUCAAAGCAGGUCGGCUAACGUAGAGCAGUCCUCUGGUAUAUUUAGCAGUUUGAUCGGAGAAACGUCCGUAACACAGCGUUGGGUGCGAGGCGAAAUAUCCAACUUCCAAUAUCUGAUGCACUUGAAUACAUUGGCGGGACGGUCCUAUAACGAUCUGAUGCAAUAUCCCGUAUUUCCAUGGAUUCUGGCUGACUAUGACUCUGACAGACUGGAUUUGAGCAAUCCGAAAUCGUUCCGUGAUUUUUCCAAACCAAUGGGCGCUCAAUCAAAGGACCGUCUAGAACAGUUUGAAAAGCGCUACAAAGAGUGGGAUGAUCCACAUGGCGAAACACCACCGUACUUUUACGGAACGCACUACAGCUCGGCGAUGAUCGUUUGUUCGUACUUGGUUCGGCUGGAACCGUUUACACAACAUUUUCUGCGGCUGCAAGGAGGACAUUUUGAUUUGGCUGAUCGGAUGUUUCACAGUAUCAAAGAGGCUUGGCAUUCGGCUUCUAAACAUAAUAUGGCUGACGUGAAAGAACUGAUUCCGGAAUUCUUCUACCUACCGGAGUUUCUGAUCAACGAUAACAACUUUGAUUUUGGGAUGAAACAGAACGGAGAUAUUUUGAACCAUAUUGUGUUGCCUCCGUGGGCCAAAGAUGAUCCUAGAGAAUUUAUUAGGAUACAUCGCGAAGCCUUGGAAAGCGACUAUGUUAGUCGCCAUCUUCAUCUGUGGAUUGAUUUGAUAUUUGGGUAUAGACAACGAGGGCAUGCAGCCGUAGAAGCUUGUAAUGUGUUUCAUCAUCUAUUCUACGAAGGCAAUGUUGAUAUAUACAAUAUCGAAGACCCGCUGAAAAAAAAUGCCACUAUCGGAUUUAUCAAUAACUUUGGGCAAAUUCCCAAACAAUUGUUCCGAAAGGCUCAUCCAGCAAAACGUGGACAGUCUUCAAAGAAUACUAUAAUAGACUCCAGUCUAGUGCUGCAACAAUCAAUAAACUACACCGAUAAACUGUUUUUCCAUAAUCUAGAGAACUUAAAGCCAAGCUCUCAACCAAUCAAAGAGGUGAAAGGCCCUGUAGGACAUAUUAUACAGAUGGAAAAGCUAGUGCUAGCUGUCGAGCAGAAUAAAAUUCUAAUGCCACCGAGCUACAACCGUUACAUUGCCUGGGGCUACGCAGAUCAUUCCAUUCGUGUUGGCAUUUAUGACUCAGAUCGUGCGCUGUUCGUGUGCGAGAAUGUAGCCCCAGAUUCGGGCGAAAUCCUCGCAUGUGUUUGUCCGAACGCUAGAACAAUAAUAAUGGCAGGCACUAACUCUAUUCUAACGGUCUGUGAUAUAGAUUUUAAGCAUAAACAGUUGUAUGUGAAGCAGACACUUCACGGGCAUACGGACGCGGUGACAUCGUUGGCGGCAAGCACAGCGUACAACAUCAUAGUGUCGGGAUCGAAGGACAAAUCGGCCAUAAUCUGGGACAUGUCAAGGUACAAGUAUGUACGUCAGCUGUUAAACCACGUGGGAGUGGUGGCUGCGGUUAGCAUUAAUGAAUUAACGGGUGAUAUCGCUACGUGUUCUGCUACUUGGUUAUAUGUCUGGACUAUUAAUGGAGACUGUUUGGCAAAGGUUAACACGAGUAUCGGCUGUGCUGAUCGGAUGCAGCAGAUUUUGUGUGUAACGUUUUCGCAUAAGAACGAAUGGGAUAAUGAUAACGUGAUCAUAACUGGUUCAACCGAUGGGGUAGUCAGGAUGUGGUCCCUAGACCAUGUGCAAAUACCAACGGAACGCCAAAGCUGUAGUGAAAGUCAUCUAUACGAAGAAGAAUUUGGCGAUAAUAGAGGAUCGGAUGGAGAAUGUUCUUCUUUUGUAGAUUUAGGCGCUGUCGUUAGAUCAUCCUCCACUAGUAGCAUAUAUGAACAAUACACAAUACAUGACAGUAACCAACCAUCUAAGAGCAACACAGAGGACUCGCACAAUACUUCUAUACAAUCAUCCAGCAAAAUAACUGCGAAUGUAAAGGCCGUCUCCAUUGAUCGCCAUCUAGAUAAGUACGAUUCAAGCGUCAACGGGCAAUUUCUCACGAAGGAAGACACUCAGAAGACGAAGAAAACAUUCCGCUGGCAACGUCAAUUGAUAUUCCGUACCAAGCUAAGUAUGCACACUGCUUAUGAUCUAAAGGACAAUGUGGAACCAGCCAGCAUCACCUCCUUGGCUAUAUCGAAUGAUCAUCGGACGGUUUUCGUAGGCGAUGCGAGGGGCAGAAUCUUCUCUUGGAGUGUUGCUGAUCAACCAGGAAAGGUGUUAUCGGAUAACUGGGUUAAGCAAGGUCCUAGUGAUCGCUGUAAUGGAUGCCACAUUCGUUUCAGCCGAUACGACCGGAAGAAUGUUUGUCGUAGCUGUGGGCAGGAGUUUUGUGGAAAGUGUUGUCACCUCGACUCCACUAUAUUCCAGCUGAGGAUUCGUAUGCCGGUUCGCAUUUGUAAAGUAUGUCAUAGUCGUCUACAGGAAACUAAUGAUGCAUAGGUUUGAAAAAAAGUAAUAGAGGAAAACAAAACAGUUCAGUAUUAUAUACAUUAUUACUGAAGUAGAUUGAGUAAUUGUUGUGUUUGAUUGUUGAUUUCUUAUCCGUAUAUAGUUCAAAGUGAUCAUGAGCGUAGUGCAAUACAAUGUUGACUAGUAUAGAGGGCAAAAUACCAGAACAAUAAAUUAUUGUAUAUACAUAUAGUACAUAACUGUAA